UGUGAAUGUCAGCCAUCACGUCAUUUGUAGUUUAGUUAGUGUGUGUCAAGUAAUGCAGAAAAAAGUCAAAAUAUUAAAAUUAAAUUCCAAAUUUCACCAAUUUAAUUAAAUUCAAUCAAAAUAAAAACACCAUCAAAAUGGAAAAUAAUAUCCAUAUAAACUUAAUAACACAACAUUGCGAUAGCACGUCUGCAAUCCAAUCCACAAUUCACACAACACUAAGUAACCAAAACAAUUAUUCUCCCGCUGAAAAGAACGACGCUGAAAAUGUUUCCAUUUCCAUUCCCACAAAACACACAACACUCGCUGCUGUUGUAGUCGAUGGUAAUGCAAACGAAAAUGCAAAUGGACAAGAAAAGGAAGCAACUUUUAUUGGGCCUUUGUUGGAAGCCGAAGCAGACACAACAAAUCAACAAGAAUUGAUGGCACGUAAUGUUUUUUCUUCGGCUGUUGUUCCUGUCGAAAGGCAAAUGGACAAUAAAACUGAAUCUUCUGUUGGUGUUGCUGUCGCUGGCACUGCUGCUGCUGCUGCAGGUGAAGAAGAUGAAGAUGACGACGAAGACGAUGCCAAUUAUGAAACAGACGAAAGCGAUAAUAAUUCAUCCGAUGAUUCGGACUUCUCCGAUCUGAGUGGACUCUCCGAGGUGUCUGGACGCGAAUGGAAGCCAGUCGCAGCAACAAAACCCAUAAAUUGGGUGCAGAAGCAAAUUCACUCGGGUGCAAAUCCGAGGGAUUUGUUAUCGCAAAUUCUGCCCAAUGGUGCCGCAGCCUCACAAAUUGCUCCCGGGCUGAACGAUAUGACAUUGUGGCGCAUUUUGGCCAGUAUGCUGUCCGAACCUCCAAGACGCCGUAAAUUGCGCACCGUAAACACAUUCAACGAUGUUAUUGACUUGGUGAAGGCGUCCAAGAACAUCAUCGUUCUCACUGGCGCAGGAGUUUCGGUGUCUUGUGGAAUCCCAGACUUUCGGUCCAGCGAUGGAAUAUACAGUCGCUUGGCCAAAGACUUCCCAGAUCUGCCUGAUCCGCAGGCUAUGUUCGACAUAAACUACUUCUCCAGGGAUCCACGGCCGUUCUAUAAAUUCGCCAGGGAAAUCUAUCCGGGACAAUUUACGCCGUCACCUUGUCAUCGUUUCAUCAAAUUGCUCGAGUCAAAGCAGAAGCUUUUACGCAAUUAUACACAAAAUAUCGACACAUUGGAGCGUGUAGCGGGAAUACACAAUGUGAUCGAGUGUCAUGGGUCUUUCUCGACUGCAAGUUGCACUAAAUGCAAAUUCAAGACAACCGCUGAUGCUAUUCGCGAGGAUAUAUUUGCCCAAAGAAUUCCCGUCUGCCCCAAGUGUCAGCCAAAUGUUAUGCAUAGUUCUGAUGCCUCGGAUAGUGUGGCUGAGGGUGAUUUGAAGACAAUCGUCGAGAAUGGAAUUAUGAAGCCGGACAUUGUUUUCUUUGGCGAAGGUCUUCCUGAAGAAUUCCACACAGUUAUGGCCAGUGAUAAGGACAAGUGUGAUCUUCUCAUUGUCAUGGGUUCUUCCCUUAAAGUUCGACCAGUUGCACUCAUACCCAGUUCAAUUCCAGCAAGUGUACCCCAGAUUCUUAUCAAUCGCGAACAAUUGCGUCAUUUGGAAUUCGAUGUUGAAUUGCUUGGAGAUUCCGAUGUUAUAAUCAAUCAAUUGUGUCACAAAUUAGCCGAAGAUUGGACCGAUAUAUGUUUCGAUCAGACAAUUCUAACCGAAGCAAAACACCUUGCUCCCCAUGCACAAGUUGUCGCCGUCGAAGAUGAAGCUGUUGUUAUAGGCAGCCUAGAUACUGACACACAAUCUGUAAAAUCUUCCACAUCAACUGAUACGGCUUUACGUUCGACAGGCUAUUCAGAUUCGGGUUUUGAGAGUUCGACUUCGUCGAUGAUCCAACCGAUGAUGAUGGGCAGGCCAGAGGAUAUGCCAUCGUGCAGCAUCCCGACACGGGCUAAUUUCUGCGAUAUACCACUGUUCAAGGAACAGGAAGAUGUUGCCGCUAUAACAAAGAUCAAACAUGGAAUGCUUGAUUUGGUGGACAAUCGUGAGGAGGAGGGCUAUGAGCCGGGUAUUGAGGAUGAGGAAAGCGAGAGUUUCAGUUUCGAUGGGAGGCUACAGAAAAAACCAGUUAAUUACAAUUAUCGGCAUUUGUCCAUAGAUUCGUCGAAGGACAGUGGCAUUUGCGACUCCUCAAAUUCGGUGUCAUGUGGAAUCGCAGGAAUAGGAAAUGGUAUUGCUGCGAGUGAAGUUGGACGUGGGGCUGGUUGUGGAGCCUCGAAAGAACAAAACAGCAUGAUAACUUCAAUAGAGUGCAGUCCUUCGACGACCAGCAAUCGAAGAAACUCCAAUUGGACUCGGAACAAACGAUCGAAACGCCAAACUGCCGCCGAACGCUUGAUCGAUGGAACCUUCUAUUGUCACGAAUCUACCUGUUCGUAUAUAUUUCCCGGUGCACAAGUCAACUUGAGCUCAGAUUCGGAGGAUUCCGACGAAGCCGAGGAGGACUUCGAGGAUGAGGAUCAACUGUCGCCACUUAUGACCUCACCCGAAGAUCUACCCCCACCGGAAACACCUGUUAAACAGCCAGCCGCCAGCAGAUCAAGUGUCAGCCCAUCGCCUUCAUCAUCGUCGGUGAAACGUGAAGCCCCCAAUGAUAUAGUUUUUAUACCGGCAGCAGCGACAACGCUCGACAAUGGCCCGCCAAUCAAAAAGCGAAGGAAUGUUCUUACUUGCUGCAGCAACACCACCACCACCACCAUAAACAGCGGCAGCAACAGUAGUAAUGUGAUUCCAGCUGAGUUUGAGUUAACUGCUGAGGAAGAAGUGCCUCCGCAGAUAUAAGAAGCCCGGUCGCAAGUUAAAUGUCUUUUUUUAUAUUAUUUUUUAUUAUUUAUGAAAGUUUCUUAUAUUGUCUUUAAUUCUCUAUAUUUUUUUUUAAUUAAUUAAUUAUCAGCCUUAAGUUAAUCGCGGUGGCAUCGGGCAGGUUUGUUUUCUACACACAUCCUCUCGAUUUAGGAAAAUUACAAAUAAAAAUAAAAAUAAAAGCAAAACUAAAAAAAUCAAAACAAUUAUGUUUCAACAAAAAAAGAAAAUACAAAGCAAAACAGUGAAGUUUAUUCUUAAAUUUUUAUUAAUUCUACCAAUAAGCUUUUAAGGAAAACUACAAAAAGAAACACAUAUAUACGUUCAACAAAACAAUCUCUCUGAAUGUCUCUCUCUGCGUUUUCAACAUCAUCAAAAAGCAACAACAGCAAACAAAAAUAAUAAUAGCACAAAUCACAUACAAACAUAAUUCAAAAACAAGAAAACAAAAUUGAUUCGUUUCGAACCGAUCCGAAGCAGACAGGCAGCAAAAGGAAAAAAAAAACAAUUUUUAAAAAUAUGCAGUUUAAAAGUUAGUUUAAAAAAUAAAACAAAAAUAUAUAUAUAAACAAUUUAGAAGGAAGAAAGAAAAAACAUAAAAUAAAAUAUACUUAUUAUCAAUGUAGUUAAAUGUCGAGCAAUCUUUUACAAAACAAAAAAGAAAUUAAUAAAAAUUAUAUGUAUGACUUUUUUUCUUAACAACUACAUAUUUUGUUGUUGUCGAAUUAUUUUUCUUCUUUUUUUUCCAGUUCUUAUAUUUUUUAGAUGUUAAAUAAAAUAAAUAUUAAUAAUUAUAUAUAAAAAAAAAUAUAAUUUCUUUUUUGUUUAGACUUUUUUCCGAUCCUUUCGGGGAAACGUUUAAAAAAUAAAUAUUAAAAAUUUAUUAAAACAAACAAAACAAAAAAAAACAUGAAUAUUGAUGUAGCUGUAUUAUUUGUUAUAAGUUAUUUAAAAAACAAUGAAAAUCAAACAGAAAACAAAAACACUAAACAAAAAUCUUAUAUAAUAACUACAAAAAAUUACUAAUCAACUCGAGUGCAUUUCUUUUGUGGGGCGUGAUCUUAAUUUUCGCCAAGUGCUCUUUUUCUUUUAGUUUUUGUCUUUUUUUCUUUAAAUAAUUCGAAAAAAUAAAUAAAUAAAUUCUUUCGUUUUGCUUUAAAAUAUUUCGUUUGAAAAGUUUUUCUUCUUUAUUUUGUACUCUCCUCUCCUCUCUUUUAUUUUAUUGGUUCUUUUUAAUAAUAUUUUUUUUUUAUUAAUUUAAAAUUAAUAAAAGAAACACCGAAAAUCACAAUAACUAAAUUUUUUUGUUUCUAGUUUACACACAAAAUAUAAUAUUAUAUGUAUACAUAUUUGCUUCAAUAAAAAGAAAUAUAUUAUUUUUUAUAAAAACAGAAAAA
Molecule: messenger RNA, 4270 nt
Organism: Eupeodes corollae
Lineage: Eukaryota; Metazoa; Arthropoda; Insecta; Diptera; Syrphidae
Gene: Sirt1
Product: NAD-dependent histone deacetylase sirtuin-1
Exons: 2
Coding region: 138-2852 (904 amino acids)
Molecular function (GO): NAD+ binding
Source: RefSeq, a predicted model, not a curated record